Trypanosoma theileri is the source of this 369-nucleotide messenger RNA. RefSeq lists its product as uncharacterized. The record is from RefSeq and is a predicted model, not a curated record. The coding region runs from base 1 to 369 and encodes 122 amino acids. Lineage: Eukaryota; Euglenozoa; Kinetoplastea; Trypanosomatida; Trypanosomatidae. The transcript has a single exon.
AUGCAGAAAAGAGAAAGCAAGUACAAUAAGAAAACUUUCCCCCAUAAGAACAUUUUCCCCCAUAAGAACACAUUCCCCAUAAGAACAUUUCGCCCCAUAAGAACAUUCCCCCAUAAGAAAACACUUCGCCCCAUAGGUAUUUUGGUUUGUUGGGACCCCACCACAACAAUGUGUGAGGUAUGUUUGGCUUUUCCCUGGGAGAUGGAAGUGCGUAAGCUGGGCGCCGCGAUUGGACAGCCCUCAUUGCCAAAGGCGAGCCGUGGUUCACUUCAGAGGUCCUCGGCACCCACCCCAAGAUGUUGGCAAAAAAAAAAGUUGAGGGGGGUACGGCACCCCGGGUUCCAGCGCCAUAACGGAUCGCCGUACUAA